CAAUGCCUGCCAAUUACGUUAUGGACUUGAUGCUAGCUACUGCUGCUGCUUCUGCCUGAGACCUUCUAGUGCUCAGAGAAGGCAGCAACCCUAUUUUGUGCACCAUUUCGAUAUGCAGCGUUAGGAAUGAGUGACAUGAGAGUUUCUUUUUGAGUAUCUGGAGAUUGUUUAAUCGGCCUCUGCAGGAUCUAAGUCAAGUCCGGUUUUGUAACAACAUUGCGAUCGUUGACUCGGGAAGACCUUCAAGAAUGUCGCACUGUACGCCGGCAUAAUGAGCAUUAACUGAAACAUUGAACGAGGGGGCAGAAUCGUUUGACCCGAUCGAACGAGUCCCUUCUUCCUCAGCUCCUAGUUGCUGAAAGAGACCUCCUAGUUGCUGGUCUCGAUCAUCAUUACACCAAUCAAUUUAUUUCUCUGAGGGAGUUUCGAGCGUGCUUACUUUUAUAAUUAAUCGCAACCUAUGGACUGGACGACGUUUUCCAUUCUCUUUCUUGAAUCACCUCUUUGUCCGGGCAGAUCUUUUGGUGAUCUGCUGAGGUGCUUAAAGGAGGAAAAUCCUUUUUGAUGCAUGCACUUUGAAUUCGCAAAAUAGCAGUACAGAGAGCUCAAUAGAGCUGGGGCGAAGUGACAUGUUUGGAGUCCUUCCUCUCCGUCUCUCUCUCGUGGCUACAGAAGCAGAGCAAGAGCGGCAAAAAGCAAAACCCCAGUUUAAUUUUCUGUGUUUCCCAAAGCUCGUAGCUUAGGCAUGGCAGGCUCCGACGUGCCUCUCCUCGGAAAACCAAAGCCCCCUUCCUUAAGCAGAGAUUUCAGCAGGGUGUUAAGAAAGGGAGAGAGAGAGAGAGAAAGGGGAAAGGAAGAAAAGGUAAAGCAAUGGUCCUCAGAACACAGAUCCCUAUGAGGAACACCGGAAUUUAUCCGCCAUUUGCUCGUUGGACUCAUUCUUUUUGCUUAUUUUAAGACCCUCCCUGCUUCCCUGCUAUCACUUCUACUUGUCUCGGCCAUGGAGCUUCUUAACUUAGCUUGGAGUCGGGUGAUUACGCUGUGUACUGCUCGAUGAUUGAGUUGCCUCGCCCCUGGUGCAAUCGAAGAAGAUGAAGUCCAUAUACAGCACGAACACGAGCAACGACUGCGGUGCUUGGUUGGGCUUCUCUCUUUCCCCUCAAAUGGAGGCAGCUACUGCUGCGGAUCAAUCUCGCUCGGCUCCUGGUAGCUUCUUCAUCUCUCCUCCACUAACGAGCUCUGGUUUCAUGUAUGGCGUCAGCGAGAAUGGAGGAGGAGGAGGAGGAGGACACGACUAUUCUCAGUUAGCCUCCAUUCCACUCAAGUCCAGUGGGUCAUUUUGCCUCAUGGAAGCCCUCGCCAGAUCACAACAAGCAAUGGCGGCAUCAUCUCCGUCUCCCAAGCUCGAGGACUUCUUAGGCUGUGGUCCAGACAUGGGGACCCAUCAGUACGGGGGCAGCAAUGGCAGAAGCAGGGGGGCAGCGAUGGCUUUAAGUUUGGACUGCACCGCGUACCACCGGCACAAAGCAGAGGCAGACGGCAGCGGAGGAGGUCGUCACUCCCACCCCCACCCUCCCUCGGACAUCAUCCACGGCCACUUGCCGCCCUUCCAAGACGGCAUUUUUUCUCUGCUCACCAACCACGAGAUGUAUCAGCCGCCGCUUGCCGAGGAAGCCUCCGGCAGGAUCAAAGAUUUGGUUCACGGCGGUGUAAUGAUGGGCUACGGAGACUUGCAAUCCCUGAGCUUGUCCAUGAGCCCUGUUUCGCAGUCAAGCUGCGUCACCGCUCCGCAACAUGCCUCUCCGGCCACUGCCGGCGAGUACGCCAUCUCCGAACCUUGUAAAAAGCGAGAGUCUAUAGGAGGCGGCCGGAAGCAGCCUGUUCAUCGCAAGUCGAUUGACACAUUCGGGCAGCGGACGUCCCAGUACAGGGGCGUCACAAGGCACCGGUGGACUGGCAGAUACGAAGCUCAUCUCUGGGAUAAUACUUGCAAGAAGGAAGGUCAAACCAGGAAAGGGAGGCAAGUUUACUUGGGGGGUUACGACAUGGAAGAGAAAGCUGCAAGAGCCUAUGACUUGGCUGCGUUGAAGUACUGGGGAGUAAACACGCACAUCAACUUCCAGCUGGAAGAUUACCGAAACGAGAUUGAAGAAAUGAAGAACAUGACGAGGCAGGAAUACGUUGCUCACCUAAGAAGGAAAAGCAGCGGCUUUUCGCGAGGAGCAUCGAUGUACCGUGGCGUGACUAGGCAUCACCAGCAUGGAAGGUGGCAGGCUCGAAUCGGAAGGGUUUCAGGGAACAAGGAUCUUUACCUUGGAACCUUCAGUACUCAAGAGGAGGCAGCUGAAGCAUAUGACAUUGCCGCGAUCAAGUUCCGCGGUUUGAAUGCUGUUACCAACUUCGACAUCUCAAGGUACGAUGUGGAGAAGAUCUUGUCGAGCGGCACCCUUCUGGCCGGCGAACUUGCAAAAAGAAACAAGAGCGUGGAGCGCCGGAGUGCAGCUCCGGUAGCUCAGAGUGGCAGCAACCAAGAGCUCAAUUUGAAUGCCGGAAACAACAACACGAGUAGCUCCGAGUACCAAAAUGAUGAGCCCUUUGCAAACCAUCUUCACAGCCUAGUCGGAGGAGGCAUGGACGGUAGCUCGAUGCAAAGUAUCGGCGAUGAUUCGGGGAAUUCAGGGAACCUGAGCACUGUAAUAGGAAUGCAUUCGCUGUCGCUGAUUACCGACUUGAGCAACUCUCGAGAAGGGAGUCCUGAUAGGGCCGACAUCUCCAUGUUCUUUGCCAAGACCCCGCCGAAGCUCAGUCCUAGUCCGGUGAACUCAUGGAUGCCGGCUACCCAGCUAAGGCCGGGACUGUCCUUCGAUCACCUCCCAAUGUUUGCCGCUUGGGCAGACGCCUGAGCCCCUUCCAUGCCUUGCAAGAGCAGCAGCAGUAGCACCAAACAUUAGUUAGUAAUCAAGCUUGUUUGUAGUUAAGGGAAUGGCAUCAUUCCCUGAGACCUGGCCUCUGUUCUUCUCUUGUGGCUCACAGAGUGUUUUUUUUUUUUUGAUCUAUUUCUUUUGGGCCACUUGGGCAAGGAUUUUGCACUACAGGGGCUUUGGAGCUGGUAGAUUAGCUACUGCAUUGUUUAGUGCUAGUGAAUUUCUAACCUUAUUAUUGCUCAAUCCUUUUUA
This is a messenger RNA of Zingiber officinale, 3176 nucleotides long. Its product is annotated as AP2-like ethylene-responsive transcription factor ANT. Gene Ontology annotation, molecular function: DNA binding; DNA-binding transcription factor activity. Gene Ontology annotation, biological process: regulation of DNA-templated transcription. The record is from RefSeq and is a predicted model, not a curated record. Lineage: Eukaryota; Viridiplantae; Streptophyta; Magnoliopsida; Zingiberales; Zingiberaceae. Bases 1092 to 2903 code for a protein of 603 amino acids. The transcript is spliced from 9 exons.